UUUUUGAAACGAAAAGAAGCUCUAAAGGAUACACCAUGCUGAAAGCCCUCGUGAUUUUCUUUGGCCUCCUGGCUCUCUGCAACGCCGCCUCCUUGGGAGACCGGGCCGCCAGCAAUGCCACCACUGUCUGCCAGUCGGAGGACGAAUUGUGGGGCGGCGAGGACAUUCGCAAGUUCUACUUCUGCCUGGACGGCACUGUGAUCGCCGACGAGUGCGAUCCCGGCUACUACUUCGUGAACAAUGGUACCAUAAUGGGCUGCCUGGAGUCGGACAUGAUAAAUCCCUCCUGCGUGAACCUGGACACCAAGGUGCCCGACUGCACGGGAGAAAGCAAGAUGCAGCCCCAGUACUGCGACGAUCCGGCCAGCUUCUAUCUGUGCACCAGCGAGGGAGCCAAGGAGGUGGCCUGUCCCGAUGGUAAGGCCUUCAUCAACCAGGGCGGCUACCUGGGAUGCUUCGAGUGGUCCGUGUGGCGCUCACUGCGCAACUGCGUCGAUGACUGAUGAUAUGAGAUAUGUGAGAUAUGAUGUCCAUUCGUCUGGCAUUUUAAUUAUAGUUCUUCGUCGCGAUUAAAAGUGUCCGAGUUGAAAUGUUAUUAACUUUAAA
Molecule: messenger RNA, 606 nt
Organism: Drosophila takahashii
Lineage: Eukaryota; Metazoa; Arthropoda; Insecta; Diptera; Drosophilidae
Cellular component (GO): extracellular region
Molecular function (GO): chitin binding
Source: RefSeq, a predicted model, not a curated record